CCCACAGCUUACUAGGCUAGGUCAAAGCACCCCGGUCUACAGAGUUCGACUCACUGCCCUUCACAUAUAGGCCGCCUUCUUAACUUCAUAAGAUUAUCUCCUUCCCUACUUGUUAUCUUUUGCAGCACCACAUUGCACUCGCCAAUUACCUGAGCAUUCCUAACACAAUGAAAGAUCUCCGCGAAGCUCUACUAGCUCCUUCUCCGAAAGGUGUUUCCGAAAACACGUUGUCGGAAACCGUGGCUCGAGACGAAGAGAGUGUGCGCCAAAGCAUUGCCCGAGGGGAGGAUCUUGAAGAACUUCGGGGAGCGGCAUUCCACAAUCGAACAUGGGUCAUCAGCGACCGCUUUUGCAAUGUUGGCGAUGGCGUAGACUCUCUUGAGGGCUAUCUCCAUGAUCUUUGGCACAUGUACUACCAGGUCGCCCGCCAUACAGCCCAUGAAACGCCUGAACAUGACCGAGUUGUUCUAGACAUACUCAAGAUCCAGGGACGCGGGGUUUUAACCCGACCCGCGCCGGGUGUUUUUGGGGUCGAUAUUGCACGAACAGUUGAAGGCGCGCUAUGGAAUGAUCUACCCUUCUUGGUCACUGACAUGACCAAAUUCUGGGUCGAUAACGCCGCAAAGCUUUCGAGCGCUCAUCGCGUCAAUUUUGCGUCUUUCUUGGCCAAACUGGCAGCAACACGCAUCAGCAAGGACAGGGUGUGUCAGAUUGCCCUUGUUCUCUUCCGAUCUGCGCUCGAAGAACCUCGAGAGCUUAACACGGGUCAAGGAUCUGACCAAGAGGACAGAAGUCGAGACAUGAGAGAGCUUGACGUUGUCCACUUGCUGCCGUCUGUCUCGAUUUGGAUCAAGGAGGCUGGCUACAAUCUGAUUCAACUGUCAGAUGUAUCGUGGAAUGGUUGCCCUAGCGCUAUUGGCGAGGGUGGCACCAUGUUCGUCGAGUCAGUGCUUGGGAAACGAUGCCCGUAUGGAUUCACACCUUGGCGCUGGAUGUUCUGGCUCAAGCGUUUGCAUGAAAUCAGAGAUGAGGCAAAGGAGGCCAAAGAGGAACGCCUAGAGGAAUAUGCUGCUGAUGCCAUUGAAUCAAUGCUCGGGGCGGUGGUAGAGCGUAACUCUGAGAUUCUGAGAGCUUAUAAGAGUGCUGGAAAAGACAUGCACGAGGAAAAACAUCUGUCUUGCUUGAAGGAUCCAGCUCAGAGCUUGGAAGAGCUGGCUAUGAGCCGGAUGGAUGACACUGGUGAUAGCGAAUAGUAACUUCCAGACUUUAGCUCUUAAGAACAGACACUCUUUUAAUUGUAUAUGCCUUCUAUGAAAACUAUUUUGCUUCACAUGCGCGAAAAACACCGGAUAGCAUGUUCUCAUCUGCCA
This is a messenger RNA of Fusarium verticillioides 7600, 1370 nucleotides long. RefSeq lists its product as hypothetical. The transcript has a single exon. Bases 168 to 1253 code for a protein of 361 amino acids. Lineage: Eukaryota; Fungi; Ascomycota; Sordariomycetes; Hypocreales; Nectriaceae. The record is from RefSeq and is a predicted model, not a curated record.